AUGGAAGAGGCAACACCUCAUGUAUUGGCUGGAGUGGAAAGUUUAAUUUUUUGGGAGGAAGAGAAGGAGAGGAGAAAGGAAGAGACUAUUGGAAAGUGGCCGGCGUUGAUGAUGGCGGUUUGGGGUAUUGUUUGGGGGAAAUUGACCGCUGGCGGGGAAUUGUUGAAUGAUGAGGAUUUUAAAGAAAAUAGGCUCAAGGCGUUGGAGGUGUUAAGGUCGGCGAGGAAGGACACAGAGGUGGAGAGGAAGGUUGGGAUGGGAGGAUGGGGGGGGUGGGAUGUACCGGAGGAGGGAGAGGAAGAUGAGGUGGAGGUGGGGAGGAGCAAUGAGAAAGAAGUCAAUAUUUGGAUUGCCGAGAUUGCCAAUAAAGGGUGUUUAGAAAUGGACUGGUAUCAAAAUUUAGUCAAGGCAGAUGCUCAAGACGAUACAGGCGAAGAUCAAGAAAGAGAGGAUGCUCUAGAUGGAAUUGAAAGAGCACUGGUACGAGAAGACGAAAUGAGAUAUGGACUUGGUACAAUGCGACAAAAGAAAGUGGAUUAUCUGACAGAGCAGAGGAGAGCCGAGUACAAAGUGUGGAAAAAGAAUAUAUUGGCUAAGAUUGCGAGGCUACAGAAAGAGGGGAAGAACAGAGUUGUGAUCGAUAUGAAUGUAUAG
This is a messenger RNA of Sclerotinia sclerotiorum 1980 UF-70, 654 nucleotides long. RefSeq lists its product as hypothetical. The record is from RefSeq and is a predicted model, not a curated record. Gene Ontology annotation, molecular function: DNA binding. Gene Ontology annotation, cellular component: nuclear origin of replication recognition complex. The transcript has a single exon. The coding region runs from base 1 to 654 and encodes 217 amino acids. Gene Ontology annotation, biological process: DNA replication. Lineage: Eukaryota; Fungi; Ascomycota; Leotiomycetes; Helotiales; Sclerotiniaceae.